AGUUGGGGAUUUUUGCCUACACCUAUGGCUACAGGAAACUGGACAAGAGUGAGUGAAUUUAUUCUCAUGAGCUUCUCCUCCUUACCUACCGAAAUACAGUCGUUACUCUUCCUCACCUUUCUAAUCAUUUACCUGGUCACUCUGAUGGGAAAUAGCCUCAUUAUUCUGGUUACCCUGGCUGACACCACACUGCACAGUCCCAUGUACUUCUUCCUCAGAAACUUGUCCUUCUUGGAGAUUGGCUUCAACCUAGUCAUUGUGCCCAAAAUGCUGGGGACCCUGCUUGCACGAGACACAACCAUCUCCUUCCUUGGAUGUGCCACUCAGAUGUAUUUCUUCUUCUUCUUUGGGGUGGCUGAAUGCUUCCUGCUGGCAACCAUGGCUUAUGACCGCUAUGUGGCCAUCUGCAGUCCCUUGCACUACCCAGUCAUCAUGAACCAAAGGACACGUAUCAAACUGGCUGUUGCCUCCUGGUUUCCUGGCUUUCCUGUAGCUACUGUGCAGGCCACCUGGCUCUUCAGCUUUCCAUUCUGUGGCACCAACAAGGUGAACCACUUCUUCUGUGACAGCCCACCGGUGUUGAGGCUGGUCUGUGCAGACACAGCACUGUUUGAGAUCUAUGCCAUAGUGGGAACAGUUCUGUUCGUCAUGACACCUUGUUUGCUGAUCUUAUGUUCCUACACUCGCAUUGCUGCUGCCAUCCUCAGGAUUCCAUCAGCUAAAGGGAAACACAAAGCCUUCUCUACAUGCUCCUCCCACCUCCUUGUUGUCUCCCUUUUCUAUGGAUCUUUAAGCCUCACAUAUUUUCGGCCAAAAUCCAAUAAUUCCCCUGAGAGCAAGAAGUUGCUAUCCUUGUCCUACACUGUUGUGACUCCCAUGUUGAACCCCAUUAUCUAUAGUCUGAGGAACAAUGAGGUGAAGAAUGCCCUCAGCAGGACCAUCCACAAGGCCCUCACCCACAGGAAGAGUAUCCCGUAGACAUUAAGAAGUAAGACUAAAUUCUGUUGAAUUACCAACAAUCAAUCUUGCCUUUGAGAUUCUUAU
Otolemur garnettii (small-eared galago) is the source of this 1044-nucleotide messenger RNA. RefSeq names its product olfactory receptor 10A2. Gene Ontology annotation, molecular function: olfactory receptor activity; G protein-coupled receptor activity. Gene Ontology annotation, cellular component: membrane. Lineage: Eukaryota; Metazoa; Chordata; Mammalia; Primates; Galagidae. The coding region runs from base 25 to 978 and encodes 317 amino acids. Gene Ontology annotation, biological process: G protein-coupled receptor signaling pathway. The transcript has a single exon. The record is from RefSeq and is a predicted model, not a curated record.